Messenger RNA from Leguminivora glycinivorella, 3394 nucleotides. Its product is annotated as transforming growth factor beta activator LRRC33-like. Gene Ontology annotation, molecular function: protein binding. Gene Ontology annotation, cellular component: extracellular matrix. The record is from RefSeq and is a predicted model, not a curated record. The coding region runs from base 490 to 3195 and encodes 901 amino acids. NCBI's taxonomy places the organism in Eukaryota, Metazoa, Arthropoda, Insecta, Lepidoptera, Tortricidae. The transcript is spliced from 2 exons.
UGGCAGUCGCUUUCGUAAAACUAGUGCCUACGCGAAAUCUUGGGAUUAGGUAAUAGUUGUCAAAGCGGACCCCUAAUACGAUGACGUUCUUAUACGAUGACGUUCUUUUUUCCGUACAAUAUGUCGAAACAUCCAAGGGUUACAUGUACUGAUGAAAUAAGUCGUAUUCGUAGUUUCCGACACGAGUUUCCGCACUUGCAUGUACAGCAUGUUUGUAUGUAUACAUUAAUCUUAUCGCUUCGGUAUUUUUUUGCCGUCUCUCCCAUCCUAAUCUAUCGUUCGGGAACCGACUGAUAACAUAUGUUCGAAGAAUCCCACCAUCUGGGUAAUCAUUGUGUCCAAUAAUAACAAAUGAUGACUGUGUCCCGUUGUCCAUUGACAUCGAAUCGAAACGUGUUAUCUGCGCAGUCAAUGAGAGACUUGCUGAAGAGAUCAUUGUGCGUACAAUAAGAGAUGUGUUUUCAGUAAAGUUUCGGUUUGGAGUGCAAGAUGGAUUCUAAGUGUUUGUAUGUAUUCAUCUUCCUAUUCCCCAUAUGGAGCGCUUCGACAAUAUGUAUGAUAAAAGACCGUAGCGAGUGCACCUACACUGUAGUCUGCGAGGGUCACGCCGGCAGCGCCAACAACCCUUCCUGUGACUUUGACCCCUUCGUCAACUUCAUCAUCAAGGACUCCGUCGUCGAAACCCUCACCACCGCCUUCUUCGGCUCCACUAACUUUGACUCCAGGGUCAGGCGCAUCCAAGCGGUCAACAACAACUGGUCCAACAUCGAGUCCUUCGCCUUCAAAUACUACACCAAGUGCAUUGACAUGGACCUCUCCAACAAUAACAUCAAGAAUAUCAAAAACGACGCCUUCAAGAACUUGUUCGUCCUUGAAUCUUUGAACUUAUCCCAAAAUUUCAUAGAACAUUUAAACCCAUCUGCGUUAGCGAUUUCGGAAAUCAGUGUCAACAAAUUAAACACACUGGAUCUUUCAAAUAACUUAUUAACGGAGAUUAGCAGUGAGGCUCUUAGCAAGUUAACCAACCUCAAGAGUUUGUAUUUGCAAAACAACAGGCUAAAAAUAUUGGCAGACGAUUGCUUUAAUUCUUUAAAAGUUUUAAGUAUAUUAAACUUGCAAAAUAAUGAGCUAACGGCUAUAAAUGUAACACUAAUCCACUUGAAGAAUCUGAAAACACUGGAUUUGGCGUUCAAUCAUCUGUUAAGAUUGGUAGGAUUCGAACUAAACCGAUUAGACUCCCUUGCUUAUUUAAACAUGACUUAUAACGAUAUUGAACAAAUCGAAUCGAAUUGCUUCAAUCAAGCAUUCAGCCUCAUAUCGAUAGACUUGAGCAACAACAAAAUUAAAUCGCCUAUAGAAAAUGUAAUGUUCAUUAAUAACAAUCGUUUAGAACAUUUAAAUUUGUUUAAUAAUAGUAUUGAAGAAAUACAGGAUGAUGCAUUUAAACAUAACGUUUUAAUUUCGCUAAAUUUGAAGAAAAAUAACUUGAAAGGGGAGAUAACUAGUCAAACAUUCAAUGGAAUAUCAAACGUACAAAGUCUCGAUUUAUCCAAUCAGAGUAUAACAGCCAUAAGACAAAACGCAUUUCUUCCAGCAACUAGUCUUCUUCAUUUAAACUUGAGUAGUAAUGCUAUAAGUACUCUCGAAAAUUCCAGUUUCUCACCUUCACUACCCCUAACAGUUUUAGAUGUUUCAUACAAUCUGUUAACAUCUCUAGAGUUUUUAAAUGGGGAUUUAUUAAAUCUUACUGAAUUCUACGCGACUAACAACAAUCUUACAUCUAUAGCAAAAGGUACCUUUCUUAAUCACACGAAUUUGAAGAAGUUGGACCUGUCAAUGAAUUUCAUCAUUACCCUAGAUCAAUUGUCUUUACCUCUUCAGAAUUUGCAGUAUCUAAAUAUGACUGGCAAUCUUUUGAAGGGGUCUCUCAAAAGUGACGUGAUAAGCCCUUCAAAGUAUCUCCGAUUUUUGGACUUCAGCAACUUCAAGUUUAAAAAAGUUGAUAAUGAAGCAUUUAUUGAUUCUCCUUUACUUGCUAGAGUGAACCUAUCGUACAAUGCAAUCGAGAAUAUUGGUAUAAAUAAUUUUAUGAAUAUGGAAAAUUUGUAUAGCUUGGAUUUAUCAUAUAACAAACUGAAAAAGUUUCAAACAAACAAUAGCGUUUUAUUAAAUCUUAAAGCCUUGUACCUAAACCACAACCGUCUCAAAACUAUCGCGAAUGCGUUUUCAAAUAUAUCAAAUGUAAUAUAUCUCGAUAUAUCUGAUAACGUUAUAUCUGAUCUCUCCAUUCCAUUAUUCCAAACAUUACAAGAUUUGCGUGUUUUGCGUCUUUCAAAUAAUAAGGUGGAAAAAUUUAACAAUCCGCAAACGAACUCUCUUACUAAAUUGAUGACUUUAAGUCUUUCUUCAAACUCUUUGAUUAACUUGGACUUGAGCUAUUUUCCUGAUUUAGUCAACGUCGAUUUGAGCAACAACACCAUUAACUACAUCAACAGCUCUUUUUUCCGAAACUUAGACCAUUUGCAAUCCAUCGAUUUAAGCCUUAACAAUAUAGCAAACUUAACUCCAGGCACAUUCCAAAGUCUUAAAAUUUUAAAACUUUUAAAUUUGUCUUCCAAUUCGAUCACGAAUUUGCGCUACGGGAGUUUUAAGGGGCUCGGGAGAGCCGAGGUGAUAGACUUAUCUCGAAACUCGAUACAUGUGUUGGAUGUGGAUGUCUUUCACGAGUGCACAGAGCUGAAACAACUGAUAAUUGACUACAACUUCAUUACACAACUCGAGUUCGAACGAUUGGUUAUGACUGUGACGAAGCUGAAUGCUCUAAGUUUGGGUGGCAACCCUAUUAAGUGUAAGGAGAUAGUUCGAAAUUACAAUUCAGGCAUUGGAGGGCGGCGAGUGGAGGUGACUUCUAUAGACAAAGUCUUUGAAGAAGAUAAUGUGCACGGCAUUUGGUGUGGUAAUGGGACAGUUGUCAAUACAGUGAGUACCCCUGUGGCCCCAAAAUACGCGAGCGCCUCAAGUUCCACUAGUGUGUUCUUUGUGUGGUGUGCGCUGCUGACAGUUUUGGUCCUGGUAGUUGGUUUUGCCAGUUACAUGUAUAGACGAAAAGGUUUGUCGAUUUUAACAGACACUAGAAGCCUGAGAAGCACAGUACAGUUUGGAAGUACUGAAAACCAUAGUAACUUAUUGAUUUAAGCAAGAUAAUUUUAAGACGAUGGAGUGUAUUUUUUAUGACAAGAUGAUGAUGAUUUGUUUCCCUAUUCAUAAUUAAGACUUUAAAUAUCGCUAAAAGCGAACUUCACCAAAUAUUGCAUUUAGGUUGUUAAUUAGGUUUAAUUUAGUGAUAUUUUUUAUAAUUGUGACACAACAGUACCAAAUAAACAUUAUUUUGAUA